AUGGGAGAUCUAAUGAAAAGACAAUUUAACAUACUAGAUCUAUCUGGGCAUAAAUUUUUAGAAUGGAAGGUGGACGCCCAAAUGAAUUUAAAGGCCCAGGGAUUGGAACAUACAAUUCAAAGUAUCACGGCCCAACAAAAUGAUGCAACUACAUCAACCACUUCAGUUAAAAUAGCAACUGAACAAGAAAAGGCAAAAGCCUUAGUCCUUCUCAGGCAUCACUUAUAUGAUAGUUUGAAAACUGAAUAUCUACUUGUGGAUGAUCCCAAAGAAUUAUGGGACAGCUUAAAUGAAAGAUAUGGGCAUCACAAAAGUGUGCUCCUCCCUAAGGCACAUUUUGACUGGACAAAUCUGAGAUUCCAGGACUUUAAAACAGAGAUGAUAGAUAAAACACUCUCCACUUUCCAUGCUACGAAUAUAAUAUUGGCACAACAAUACAGGUUAAGAGCUUUCAAAAAAUACUCUGAGCUAAUCUCGGUGCUGCUUGUGGCUGAACAGAAUAAUGAUCUUUUAUUGAAAAAUCAUAAUCUCAGACCUACAGGGUCUUCAGCCUCACAUGAAAUAAAUGCAAUAGAAAGCUCCGAUCCACCAGAAGCAAAUGCUGUACAUAGGGGUGGACGCGGUAAUUACAACGGUCGUGGGAGAGGCCGUGGUAAUUAUCGUGGCCGAGGGCGUGGACGUGGUAGAGGCCAAUUUUUCCCGAGAAACAAUAAUUUUAAAAAUUUCGGAAGGGGACAACAAGGAAAUUACAAGCAAAACCCAAAAGGGAAAGAUGCAUGUUACAGAUGUGGUAUGACUGGGCAUUGGGGCCGCACUUGCCGCACAGCCAAACAUUUAGUAGAACUCUACCAAGCUUCCAAAAGAAAAGGAAAGGAUGCGGAAGCCAACUUUGUCAAUGAGGCAAAUACCUCCAUGCCCAGCCUUGACAUAUCUGACUUUUUCAUGGAUGAAGCUGACUCGGGAAAAGACUUUACCCUGGGAGAAAACAACGAUGUUUAG
Messenger RNA from Beta vulgaris subsp. vulgaris (sugar beet), 999 nucleotides. RefSeq lists its product as uncharacterized. The transcript is spliced from 2 exons. Gene Ontology annotation, molecular function: nucleic acid binding; zinc ion binding. NCBI's taxonomy places the organism in Eukaryota, Viridiplantae, Streptophyta, Magnoliopsida, Caryophyllales, Amaranthaceae. The record is from RefSeq and is a predicted model, not a curated record. The coding region runs from base 1 to 999 and encodes 332 amino acids.